AUGUCCAGCCAGCCUCUCCUCCAGACCGCGCCCGGUAAGGAAACCCCUCAAGCUCCGCCUCAUUUCAUCCCCGGAGAGCCCAUUCACCAGCAUCUCGAGCAAUCCGCCUUUGCUAACAGACCAACUCUAGGCAAGCGCAUCGCGCUCCCGACCCGCGUCGAGCCCAAGGUCUUCUUCGCCAACGAGCGGACCUUCCUGUCAUGGCUCAACUUCACCGUCAUCCUCGGUGCGCUGGCCAUCGGCAUGCUCAACUUUGGUGACAGGCCCGCCUUCAUUUCGGCCUUCCUGUUCACCGGCGUCGCCAUGCUCGCCAUGAUCUACUCGCUGAUAACGUAUCACUGGCGAGCGAGGUCCAUACGCAAGCGCGGCCAGGCCGGCUUCGACGACCGCUUCGGCCCGACCUUCCUCGCCAUCAUCCUGCUGCUGGCCGUCGUCGUCAACUUCAUCCUGAGGAUCACCUACGCCUCCAACAACAAGUCGCCGCAGCCUUGA
Messenger RNA from Thyridium curvatum, 492 nucleotides. RefSeq lists its product as uncharacterized. The record is from RefSeq and is a predicted model, not a curated record. Gene Ontology annotation, cellular component: fungal-type vacuole membrane; vacuolar transporter chaperone complex. NCBI's taxonomy places the organism in Eukaryota, Fungi, Ascomycota, Sordariomycetes, Thyridiales, Thyridiaceae. The transcript has a single exon. Bases 1 to 492 code for a protein of 163 amino acids.